Messenger RNA from Carassius auratus (goldfish), 3156 nucleotides. RefSeq names its product N-acetyllactosaminide beta-1,3-N-acetylglucosaminyltransferase 2-like. Gene Ontology annotation, biological process: poly-N-acetyllactosamine biosynthetic process; protein O-linked glycosylation. Bases 564 to 1754 code for a protein of 396 amino acids. The transcript has 4 exons. Lineage: Eukaryota; Metazoa; Chordata; Actinopteri; Cypriniformes; Cyprinidae. Gene Ontology annotation, molecular function: hexosyltransferase activity; UDP-glycosyltransferase activity. The record is from RefSeq and is a predicted model, not a curated record. Gene Ontology annotation, cellular component: Golgi membrane.
AGUUUUUCCAGGAAACGUUAAAGAAAGCACUAGGCAGUUUUCAUUCCAGUGACGAAGGACGUACUGUAAACAAAGUGAAUUUUUGGUAAAUAGUGCAUUAAAUAAGGAGGCUUUUUACCCCGCCCUAGGAAUGGAUCCAUCUUAAGCAGAGCUGGAGACAGGCAGGAUGUGAACACGCUCUCGCGCAGCUGGAGCUGAAAGGCAAUAAUGACUUUGACUAAGAUAAAGGCAGAAGUUUGGUUUUAGAUCAGUUUGGUUCCAGUCGGUGUCCGCUGAAUUUUGAUAGCAAGAAGUCCGCAUUAACUUUCAUGUUUUGUGACGAGGAGCGCGACACGGAGUCGUUCGUGUGCGGCGAAUCAUUUCAAGCAAGGCCAACAAAUAAUUAAGCUCAGACCACCUGGACUAAUCCUCAAGUAUCUGGAUAUCCUCUACAAAUCAUCCCCGUUUCUGUGAAUUCGCUCUGUUAGUGUGUCAGGAUGGGCUAAAAACCAUUGCUAGCACCUGCGCACCAUACACCUGGACCCACCACAGUCUCACCUGUGCAGGUGGUGAGUCUCGACACCAUGCAGGGACCUCGGAGGAAGGUGAAGGUCAUGGUGAUGAUGACAAUGGUGUUCAUUUUCAUAGUGGUGGAGGUCUCUCUCAAUGCUGGGAAGGGAGACAGCAACAAAAAUAAGCAGCUGGUUCCCACGAAGCGUUUCUGGGCAAAAGAUCUCCCCAGUGACGCCUACUGGAAUCGCCGACAGCAACAGCUGAACUACAUCAACAAUCGCAACCUAGAAAAGCUCAACUUCACGAUUAAGCUUCCAGACUGGUUAAACGACACAGUUAGUUUGGACUCCUGUGAGCCUGACUUCAGGGUGACCACCGAAGUCAAGGAUUACAACUCUCUACCGGAUCGCUUCAAGGACUUUCUGCUUUUCAUGCGCUGCAGGUCCUAUCCCAUCGUGAUGGAUCAGCCAAACAUAUGCAAAGACCCACCGUUCCUCCUCCUAGCUAUCAAAUCUUUAGUCCCGCACUUUGAUCGACGUCAGGCCAUCCGUGAGUCGUGGGGCAAAGCUGGCCUCCUUGCAAACCGAACGGUCGUUACAGUGUUCCUUCUUGGGAAUGCAGCCAUGGAGGACCACUUUCCUGAUCUCUCAAAGAUGCUUCUCCAUGAGAGCUCCAUACAUGGAGAUAUUCUCCAAUGGGACUUUAGGGACACCUUCUUCAACCUCACCAUCAAGGAAGUGCUUUUCCUGGAAUGGCUGAACACCCGCUGUCCUGGAGUCAGUUACGUCUUCAAGGGCGAUGACGAUGUUUUUGUUAACACCAUCCGCAUUAUAGACUUCCUAAGCAAUCUUUCUCAUGCCAAAGCCAAGGAACUGUUUGUAGGAGAUGUGAUUACCAACGCUGGUCCACAACGGGACAAAAAGGUCAAGUAUUUUAUCCCGGAAAGCAUGUUCGUUGGUACGUACCCUGCUUAUGCGGGUGGGGGCGGUUAUUUGUUCUCGGGACAGCUGGUCCAGAAGCUUCGUAACGUCUCGAGGUUGGUGCCACUCUACCCCAUUGAUGAUGUCUACACAGGUAUGUGCCUUAAGAAACUGGGCCUUGCUCCUGAGAAGAACAAAGGCUUCAGGACCUUUGAUAUUGAGGAGAAAUAUCGCGAUAAUGCCUGUGUCUAUAACGUCCUGAUGCUGGUCCAUCCCAGAAGUCCUCAACAUAUGAUUAAAAUCUGGGCCUGGCUGAAUAACCCAGCUUUGAACUGUCAUUGAACUGUUGGUCCAGGGUUUUGGCUGCUUUAAAGGGAUAGUUCACCCAAAAGUGCUAAUUUGGUCAUAAUUUACACAUCCUCAUGACAUUGUAGAACUGUAUGAUUAAUUUUUUUUUUUUUUUUUUUCAUUUGUUGAACCAGAAAAAACUGUCACGGAUCACUUUUUAUUUAUUUACUUCGUCCCCAUUGACUUUCAUCAUAUGGACGUCUUUUGUGUUCUGCAGUUUGGAACAACAUGAGAUUGUGUAAAUGAUGACAAAAUUGUCAUUUUUGGGUGGACUAGCUCUUUAACAUUUUUACCAUUUGUUCUAAAUGUGAUUUUAUUUAUCAUCUUUAUGUACUCAAUUUCAUGUCAAAGGUCAGAAGCGAUGAUGAGCUCUUUAGAUGUGUAUAUAUUUCAAAUGUAGCUCUAAAUUGCCACACGCACAGUAUUUCAAUGGCUUGAGUUUCGGUGUCAAAAACUCUGCUGAUAAUGUUACAAGUAUUUAUACAGUUCUCUGUGGUUGAGAUCAACGGUGCUGAGAAUUGUGGGAAAUGCAGUUCAGCUGGUCUGAACAUGGCACAGGCGAUACACCGCACACCUGAACAUAAAUGUCAAUCAUUUUGAUAAAAUGUGGUUUCUUUUUCUAUAGAAGGAUUCCGUUGCAUUAUGCUACAGUAAACAGAUGUGUUUGAACACUCUAUGCAGCCAUCACAAGGCUAAUCCAAACUUGCUGCUCUAGUUAUUUUUGAUGUAAGAACACAUUGCCUUCCUGUUUAUAUUAUGUCAUAUUACCACAGCCCAUGCUGGUUUAGAUCAAAUGAAGAGUUGGCUCAUUUUAGAGCCCUAUUUGUGGCAACAGCAGUUUUGCAUACCAACUGAAUAUAGAUUGAAUUCCCAGACCUCCACAUGUAUGCUUUUGCCGUGCAUUACUGGCUCUUUUCCUUCUAGAAUAUAUAUAUUUUUUCUUUCAGGAGCAGACAAUCAGUUGCAACUCAUAAAGCUUUGAAUUAACAGAGCCAAAACUGGGUCAUUGUGUCAAAGAAAUGUUUAAAAUGAACAAAAUCAUUAACUCUUUUGGUGAAAAACUAGAUGAUAUGCUUGCUCCCCUAUCAGAUCUGAUUCUCAGGGUGUUUUUUUUUUUGUUUUGUUUUUUGAGAGCGAGAGUUUUGGUCAAGCUUGCAAAUCAGAGAUAAAGUUCAGAGCUAUGGGUUUCGUUUUCAAAUGAAUUAAACUUUGCAAACAGUUUUCCAGACCUAAAUGAAGCCUGUCGCUGUUGUGAUCAUGCUGUCCUUGCUUUUUCCCUUCUUAUAAAGAGGCCAGGAAAUGGAGACUCAGCUGGAUGACUUAAUUACAGAAUUUUACACAGUGGCCCCCAACUAAGUUACAGUGACCCCUGCUGGUCUGCAUAUGUUUUUCUUUU